CCUGUUCGCUUCCUUAACAACAAACAGAGCAGAACCUCCAGAUUUAGUCGGACUGUUUAAAGAAAUAUGGUUUAUUGUCGCUACAUCAUCAUAUACUUUGGGGCUGUAUAAGAUAAGUGAAGCUGGAUUUCUCAGUUUAAGCGGAGAUACAGGCUGAGGAGCGGGAAGCUAACCCAUUAACAGACGUUUUUUUUUGUUUUUUAUCGAAGUUAAACCUUGUCUGAUUAAACAUCUGAACUUGGAAGAACAGACAGCAGAAUGGCCUUUCAGCCCAGUCGGUACAGGACUUUUUUGAUUGUGAUACCACGCUCUUACCAGCUUCGGCCAACACCUUCACGGUCCAUGUCUUUGUUCUGCCCGUGAUUCACAAAUUGCUCGUCAAAACUCGCAUAUCUCUGGGACACAGUACCCGUCUCCUUCUUGAAUGCAGACGGGAAAAUGUUUAAUGAAUUUUCUUAAUUCGCCGCUCAUCUAAUGCAACGGCUGGAGCAUGUUAGAAAGUUGCUUUGAACACUGCGAUGGAUGAGGACGCCCCGACCUUGAAGCCCAGACGGAUCCAGAAUCAGAAUGUGGUCUAUCGUCUGGAGAGACGAAGAGUCUGCUCUGGUCGACCUGGAGCUCACUGGUACCGAGUGCGCUGCUUUCACCAGAACCUGUUCCCUAACUUCACUGUAGUGAACGUGGAAAAGCCACCCUGCUUCCUCAGGAAGUUCUCGCCAGAUGGACGCUACUUCAUCGCCUUCUCAUCUGACCAGACAUCCCUGGAGAUAUAUGAAUACCAAGGCUGUCAGGCAGCUCAGGACCUGCUGCGAGGCCAAGAAGGAGAGACUCUUUCAACAGCCAAUGACCAGCGCUCCCUCAACAUCCGGGGCUGCCUGUUCGAGCGCUUCUUCUCUUUGCUCCACGUCACUAAUGUGGCCUCAAACGGAGAACACCUCAAUCGGGAGUGUAGCCUCUUCACGGAUGACUGCAGAUACGUCAUCGUCGGCUCGGCCGUUUACGUCCCCGAUGAUCCGCCGCCGUACUUCUUCGAGGUGUAUCGCAACAACGAGUCUGUGACUCCCAACCCUCGGUCUCCUUUAGAAGACUACUCUCUCCACAUCAUCGACCUCCACACCGGGAGGCUGUGCGACACCAGGUCCUUUAAGUGUGAUAAGAUCAUCCUGUCUCACAACCAGGGCCUCUACCUCUACAGGAAGAUUCUGGCUGUGCUGUCUGUCCAACAGCAGACCAUCCACGUGUUUCAGGUGACCCCUGAUGGAACGUUUCUGGAUGUAAGGACCAUCGGGCGCUUCUGUUAUGAGGAUGACCUACUCACGCUCUCUGCUGUUUAUGCAGAAGCUCAGGCAGAGAGCCAGACUGGCUUCCCUCGCCUCUUCACAGACAAAACCAUCAACUCCCUCAAGCACAGACUGCUGGUCUACCUGUGGAGGAGAGCGGAGCAGGACGGCAGCGCCACGGCCAAGAGGAGGUUUUUCCAGUUUUUCGAUCAACUCAGACGGCUCAGGAUGUGGAAGAUGCAGCUGCUGGAUGAGCAUCACCUCUUCAUUAAAUACACAAGCGAAGACGUGGUCACGCUGAGAGUCACCGACCCGUCGCAGCCAUCGUUUUUUGUCGUCUACAACAUGGUGUCCACAGAGGUGUUGGCUGUCUUUGAGAACACCUCUGACCAGCUGCUGGAGCUCUUUGAGAACUUCUGUGACCUUUUCAGGAACGCCACCCUGCACAGCCAGGCCAUCCAGUUCCCCUGUUCCGCUUCGUCCAACAACUACGCACGCCAGGUCCAAAGAAGAUUUAAAGACACCAUAGUGAAUGCCAAAUACGGCGGCCACACUGAAGCGGUGCGGCGCCUGCUCGGUCAGCUGCCCAUCAGCGCCCAGUCGUACAGCAGCAGCCCUUUCCUCGACCUGUCGCUCUUCAGCUACGACGACAAGUGGGUGUCAGUGAUGGAGAGGCCCAAGACCUGCGGAGACCAUCCCAUCAGGUUUUACGCCCGAGACUCCGGCCUGCUGAAGUUUAAGAUCCAGGCAGGGCUGCUUGGUCGACCCGUUAAUCACGCCGUGCGCCGCCUGGUUGCCUUCACCUUCCAUCCCUUCGAACCUUUUGCAAUCUCUGUUCAGCGAACCAAUGCGGAGUAUGUGGUCAACUUCCACAUGAGACACGUCUCAGCAUGAUGAACAGGCGUGUGGAGGGAUAAACUGUAGCCCUCGAGUGCAACUCCCAGCUCUCCUACUGAGAAGCGUCCACUCUUCUGCUCCUCACUCAGGGCUCCGGGACAUUGUCCAUAUCAAAUGUCCAGGCUCAAAUUUUCAGAGUUCUCAGUGUGUUUUGUCAAUUUUUUAAAGUCUAAAUAUAAACGUUCAGCAGAUCACAGCUGAUGUUCUCACACUGGUCAGGAUUUAAGUAUGAAACCAAAAAACAGGUGGAUGGAUGGAUGGAUGGAUGGAUGGAUGGAUGGAUGUUUUAAACAAUGGGAUAAGGAAUCCAGUCUUGACAUGCCGAUAUUUUUUCCAUACUCUUCUUUCUCCAUACGCCAUAGAAUCCUUGAUCCCUCCUCCGGCCCGCCACUCUCCUCCUCAUCACGCAGCGCUUUCCGCCUCCCUCUUUUUUUUUUUUUUUUUGUCUGCAGAACAAAGAAGGAGCUGUGGGGAGGAGAGGAUGGAAAAAGUGUAAAUGUGUAAGAGGGUGAUUGAUGUUCCACAGAGGUGGGAUUCAGAAGGGUUUUUAUGUCAUCCAUUGUUAUCGUUUGAUCCUCAACAAACUUUGUUUUUUUAAUUUUUAUAUUGUUUUACUUUUUAAUGUUUGACUGUACAUAUUCUAAAACCAAUAAAGUUCAAUUUGAUUUUCAGCUUUA
Messenger RNA from Girardinichthys multiradiatus, 2854 nucleotides. It is a transcript of the gene det1, whose product is annotated as DET1 partner of COP1 E3 ubiquitin ligase. The coding region runs from base 519 to 2174 and encodes 551 amino acids. Lineage: Eukaryota; Metazoa; Chordata; Actinopteri; Cyprinodontiformes; Goodeidae. Gene Ontology annotation, cellular component: cullin-RING ubiquitin ligase complex; nucleus. Gene Ontology annotation, molecular function: ubiquitin protein ligase binding; ubiquitin-like ligase-substrate adaptor activity. The transcript has 10 exons. Gene Ontology annotation, biological process: protein ubiquitination; positive regulation of proteasomal ubiquitin-dependent protein catabolic process. The record is from RefSeq and is a predicted model, not a curated record.